Messenger RNA from Coregonus sp. 'balchen', 2080 nucleotides. NCBI's taxonomy places the organism in Eukaryota, Metazoa, Chordata, Actinopteri, Salmoniformes, Salmonidae. The record is from the annotation of a GenBank genome assembly.
AUGGAAGGCGAUUGCAGCAGAGUGUCGGUAGACAUGGAGAGUGGGCCUGUGUACCCGUCAACCACCGUGACCCUGGUACGGGAGAAGUCCACAAACGCACACCGGUGGAGGCUGAGCGGUGCUCUGCUGGCCAUGGCACUGUGUGUCUCAGCUGCACUUUUCGUUACCUGGCACGCCAAGGUAAGAAUACAGAUCCUAUUUUAUCUCAUCAUUAAUUAUUAGUGGCACAAUGUCUAGUUAAAUUGAUUCGGGACUAUUUUGAUGUGUUAAUAUCAAGAGUAUUCCAUCAGCAAUUUGAUAAAUAAAGAUUUACUUUCAUUUAUAUGUAUUUACCUUGCAUUUAUUUAUGUAUAUCUAUAUAUCUAUAUAUCUAUAUCACUAUAUAUCUAUAUAUCUAUAUAUCUAUAUCAUUAUAUAUAUCUAUACACUAUAUAUCUAUAUAUCUAUACACUAUAUAUCUAUAUAUCUAUACACUAUAUAUCUAUACACUAUAUAUCUAUAUAUAUAUACACUAUAUAUCUAUAUGUCUAUAUAUCUAUAUCACUAUAUAUCUAUAUAUCUAUAUCACUAUAUAUCUAUAUAUCUAUAUCACUAUAUAUCUAUAUAUCUAUACACUAUAUAUCUAUGCAUAUUUUUGUAUGUGUUUGUAUCCUAUGUAAAUCUCUGUAUAGCUCAUAUAUCUCCUGUUUAGCGUCAAUAUGAAACCGAUCGCAGGACUAACUCUUUCUUUAUCUCUGUUUCUCUUUUCCUCAGAAACAAGAUCACGUCGAAGAAUCUGAUGGUGAGUUCGUUUCCUUUGUUUCUGUCUAGUUCUACACGUUCUACUGCUAUGUACUAUGGCGUUAUAAUAUUGAAUAUAUACUGCUACUCCCUUGAUAAAGGUUGCAUUCUAAAUUGAGCACCCUAUUCCCUAUUUAGUGCACUACUUUUAACCAGGUCCAAUAGGGCUGGGGUCAUAAGUAGUGCACUAUAUAGGGAAUAGGGUGCCAUUUGAGAUAAAAACCUAAGUGUGUAAGAUACAUUCUUGCAAGCUUUUAGAAGCUCUCACAGCAGUGCAGCAUUACAUGGGGUUAGCGCGAGAAGAUUCAGCUUGUGAAGACGUCACAGUUUCUUAAAUCUCCAUCUUCUUCCCUCCUCAGAACUUCAGCAUAUGUUGAGACAACUCUCUGGGAACAGAAAGGCUGCCAUUCAUUUAGAAGGUAAGAGCACACUAUCCAGUAAUGUAUGAAAUGGCUACGUCCCAAAAUGGCACCCUAUUCCCUAUAUAGUGCACUAGUUUUGACCAGGGCCAUUUGGGACACAAUGUAUUCAGAGCACAGCGUCGAGUCAUUUCAACAGCACUGUAGAACUGGAAUGAACUUGGAUGUAAAUUUAGCCAAUGCAAAUCAAUGCACACUUGACCCUGACUUUGUAAUGGGAUAAGAAGCUGUGAAUGAAUCAAGCCUGUUUGACAUACAUCAAGACAUAACCUUCAUCUCUUUUUGAAACUGCUCAUCUACAACUUGACUCAAUAGUGGGUGGAUGGUGGGUCGCAGUGCUCCAUGAGUCAAUGUCCAACCACUCUGCAUCUCAACCUCUCUCUCUCUCCUCCCUUCCCUUCUUAGGUGAAUACAACGCCAACGGAGAAUACAAGUCCUCAGUGGAGUGGACAGACGAAGUGGGCCAGGGAUUCUCACAGGGGGGCCUUAAACUCAACAACAACGAGAUUGUGAUCCCCCAGACGGGCCUCUACUUCAUCUAUAGCCAGGCCUCAUUCCACGUCAGGUGCCAGGCAGACCCCAAGCACCCUAACGGCCAGGAGAUGGUUCACCUGAGUAACACGGUCAAGCGCUGGUCCCCAAGCUAUGGCAGCGAAGACAACAAGGAGUACCUGCCGCUGCUCAACUCUGUACGCACCGUGUGUAAGAGGUCUCCCAACAGCGAGGCUACGAGUGAAGGAAAGUGGUAUAAUGCAGUGUAUGUGGGAGCUGUGUUCAGUCUGGAGAGAGGAGACAGGCUCCAGGCAAACACAGAGAACUGGCUUCUGCCCCAUCUGGAGAGUGGUGAUGGGAAGAACUUCUUCGGCGUGUUCGCCUUGUGA